This is a messenger RNA of Paramecium primaurelia, 619 nucleotides long. The record is from the annotation of a GenBank genome assembly. NCBI's taxonomy places the organism in Eukaryota, Ciliophora, Oligohymenophorea, Peniculida, Parameciidae.
AAAAAAUUUAAAUCUUUUUUAAUGCCUCCCAAAGUUGACCCAAAUGAAGUUAGAUUGAUUAACAUCAAAGUGUUCGGAGGAGAAGGUGGUCCAGCAUCCACUCUUGCUCCAAAAUUGGGACCUCUCGGUCUUGUAAAUUUAAUAGCUUAUUAAUAAGAACCCAAAAUAAGUCGGUGAUAAAAUUAUUGCUGAAAGUGGAAAAUGGAAGGGUAUCAGAGUUAUGGUUAACUUGAGAUGCUAAAAUAGAAAUGCUGAUGUUACAGUCAUUCCUACCUCAAGUGCAUUGCUCAUUAAAGAAAUUGGAGUAUUUAAAUAAUUAAUGACUUUAGGGUUAUGAGAGAGAUAGAAAGAAGACAAAGAAUGUUAAACACAAUGGAAAUUUAACACUUGAAUAAGUCAUCAAAGUUGCUAGAGCUAUUGAAGAAAAGUCAUUGGCUAAAACAUUUACAGGAACAGUCAAAUAAGUUUUAGGAACUGCAUAAUCUUUGGGAGCCACAGUUGAUGGAUAACCAGUAAAAACAAUUAUUGGAAGAAUUAAUUCUGGAGAGCUUAAAGUUGAAAAAUGAAAAAUAAAAUCUAUAAUACAUAUAAGUACAUUAACUUGCUAUUUUCAUUUAAA